Molecule: messenger RNA, 3682 nt
Organism: Caenorhabditis auriculariae
Lineage: Eukaryota; Metazoa; Nematoda; Chromadorea; Rhabditida; Rhabditidae
Source: the annotation of a GenBank genome assembly
AUGGUGAGUUGUUCUACUUUUUGUUUAAUUUUUCACCGGUACUUUAAUUUUAUUUCGAAGAUCCGACGCGUCGUUGACACGGAAAAGGAAGAAUCGAAAGGGCUUACAAAGGUGGAAAAAGCGCGGUCCAAAGAACUUGCAUUCUACCUGCGAUACGGCGUUGACCGAAGACAUGGUUUGUGUUCGGAAGCACUCGCAAAACUGUUUCCGAUCAGAGCGGCUAAACACGGACUCAUCUGAAAGUUCGGAAGGCAGCUCGAAAAGAGCUGAGACGUUUGACAACGAGAACGAAGACGCCUACAGCCCCACAUCGGCCAGCCCGGCUCCUCAACCUGAGAAGGUACGAAGAAAGGUUGAGGGCCAAGAUUUGCGCAGAUCGAGCACGCCGAGCUGGACCAGGAGCUGGGCUCCCGCAAUCUGACGCGGCCAGGCUCUUGGAGACGUCUGGGACUGCUGUUCUCCUGCAUCACCAUGCUCAAAAACAGCAUAGUUUUUGUCGAAUGCUUCGCGGAAAGUGGAGGAUGUGAGUUCGGCUCCAAAAUGAUCACAGUCUGUUUGUUUUGAUCGAAAACCGAAGGGUUAAUUCAUUUUCGAAUUCAAUAAGUUUUCUUUUUCAAUGAUUCAGUAAGUCUGACAAAAGAAAACUGGAUUCAAACGUCAUUUUUUCAUCGUAAAAAGAGGCUAACUAUAUAUUUUUCUGAAACAUCCGCACGUGUUGCUUGACUUAAGUCUAUCAUAGGCAUUUUGAUGAAAAAAAAAUUGUCCGUAUGGUAAAAAUCGGGUGAAAGGACCAAUUUCAAUUAGUUGGUUGUUAGUUGCGUUCCUGAUCCCGUACUCGGUGGUGGCGAUGGUUGUGGGAGUUCCGAUGGCUCUUCUGGAGCUCUCCGUCGCUCAGUACGCCUCCGCACCGUUGUACACCAUUUUCGAGCGGAUAGCUCCAGCCUUGAGCGGUUCGGAAGCUGUCCAGAAAACGUGAUCCAGACGUUUUGAAGGCGUCGGCUACAGCCUGCUCGCCAUGCGCGUCUUCUAUACGCUGUUCAUUUCGAUGGAGCCGCGUUUCCUUGUGUUCAUGGCUCAGUCGAUGUUCUCGGUGCUUACCAACGACACGAGCUGGGUUCAAUGUUCCGAUUACCCUUCUUUUCGUUAGUCCAAUUUCGAGUUGUGUUAAAACUUGAAUUCAAAAAUCUUCGGUGAUUCACUUCGAUUUUACUGAUGACUGAUUCAGAAAAGAGGGUGACCUCUCAUAUUUUUUAAUGGAUGCUGUUAUAUUUUUUCGAGUUUUUGAUGUCUGGAACGACAAAAAAACCGUUACUUACAGGAAAGAACAGUAAGAGUUUAAACCCACCUUUUUGAUCAUUGUGCAAAGUUUUGAUUUAAAAUUCCCCUGAUACCAAUCCAAUGCUAAAAAGAAAUUAGAAGCGCGAUUCAAGUUCGAAAAAAUUAUUUUCCGGCUGCUAUGAAACGAGAAAACCUUGCUCCGAGUCUCAAAUCCAAGUGAACGGAUACUGCGUCGACCAAAUGACGCCGGCGGAGCGCAAUAGGUUUUUUCUAGCCGUUUUUCUAGAAGUCCGGUAAACCUUCAGGUAUGGAAAGCUUUCAAUGGGAGCCUACUAUCUCAAUGGAAACAGGGCUUUGUCAAUGAUUCCUUCCCAAAUAUACAGGUUUUUUUCGGCCAAUUUUUUGUCAAGUACUGAUUUGCUUCCAAGUUACACAGUUCAACUCUCUGGGAAUGUGGAACAGCUUUUUUCUGCUCUGAUAAUGUUCUGCGUGGCGGGCUAUAUUUCGUACAGAGGGAUGCGUUACUUUUCAAAGGUUUGACCCUAUUUGCAAGGUUUCGAAAAAGUGGAAGAGUUCAACCGGAUUUAUUCUGCUGCUCUUCUCAGAUUUUAAAACUUUUUGUUAUUUUGAAAAUCAAAGUUUUGGGCAGAUUGAGUCUUUCAGGGUCCAUUUUUUUUUGAAUUGAAAAGUCAUCGGUUGGAAAAGAAUGAAAUUUUUUUGAAAAGUGGUUUUUUUUCUGUGACACGAUUUUUGCAGAUUUCUAUUCUCUUGUGUCUUGGUCCACUGCUGGGAGCGCUUCCGUUGACUUUUGUCCUUUACGUUCAUACAAAGGCAAGAGACAAGGUUCUGGAGGAGAUCUUCGACAUGACGGACUUGGGCAAGGCGAUGUCGUCUACCGGAUGGAUGAACGCAUGUCGCGCCGUCGUCAAAACGAUGCUCGUCGGCGACGGCACACUUCUCGUCGUCGGCUCCACCUCAGACUUCCAUCAAAACGUUUUUCUGUCCGUUUUCCACGAAAAAUGACUUCCUGAUAGCGUGUUUGAGAAAAAAAGACUUCUGAAAGAAUUUCGCGAAUUGAUUUACUCACCUCAGAAGGAAAAUAAAAUGUAUCACGAAAGUCUCACGAAAACCUUUCUCGGAGGGUUAUUCAGUUACUCAAACUAUUUUCAGUUUUUCAUGACUUGUCCAUUUUCAGGGACGUACUUCUGCUAGCCUCUCUUGGCACCGGAGUGCGUAUUUUCCUCGCUUUGGCAUUUUAUCCCGUUUUAACGAUCGGCCAUAAGCUUCUCUAUCCAUUUGCAAGUCGUGGAUGUUUGUAUUUUCUUAUCUUCUCCGAGAAUUUCGUUUCGAUUUUGUGAAAAGAAGGUGAUCCUUCUUCAGACAACUCCGGUGUCCUGCAGUACUACCUCAGUGAAUUGUUCUUCGCCGCUCUCCCUUCGUUCGACGUUUCUAUGGAUCUCAAGAAGUUUUUUGCCGUCCUGACGUUCUUCUAUCUCACAGUCAGCAUUUCCUAUAUAGCCUAUCAGGUAGGCGUUUCUUUUCUGUUUCUCUUGCACAUCGUAUUGAGGUUAUAACAUUCGAAAUGCUCAUCACAUUGUGCUACCACACAUUCCCACGACUACUGUACUUGAAUGAGAAGCUCGUGCGAUUCUGUGUGAUAGCGGCUUCGAUAUCUUUCUUCAUGUCUUGCAGAAUAAUCUCGAACUUGGUUUGUUCUUUUCGAACCGCGGCUUUGGCUUUGCCUCAUGAGCUUCCAACAUAGUUCUGCUUGAUUUUCAAGACGGCGUACCCGAUGUACGGACAGGAAGACGAGCUCUUCAAUGAACACUUCUACAUCGGCCUCCUCACUUGCGCCGCUCUCUAUGAGGCCGCAUCUAUAUCUCUAUUUUACGGAUCGAAAAGACUUCUAGUUAAUAUUUUGGUGCGACACGCCUUAUUUUAGCUUUCCUCUCAGUUCAUGUUCAGACUAUGAUUUCAUCUCAUAAGAAGUCUUACCACCUUUUCAACUUGAUUCGCGGCGUUAUUCAUGUUCAAUGGUCGAUUUUCAUUCCUAUUCUCUCUGUGGUUUGUGAUGGCUGAUUAAUCGGGAGACACUCCAUAUCUUAGGUUACGGUUGCUGGCAUUUUGAGAAGGACACACGUCAUCGUGGACACAUUUUCGUUUAUUUUUUGCGCGAUUAGUGGCUUGCCGCUCUACAUAGCACUGAGACAGGUGACUCAAAAUCAGCUUUUGUUACAUUUAUCUCGGAGAAAAAGUGGAUCGUCAUUUUCAGUUGGUGAUGCACCUACGGAACAAGGAAAGCGCCCACGUGAUGACUCUUCCACAUCGUCGAUGGGGUCCGGCCAAUAUCAACAAUCGACGGCUCGCUGAGCACGACGAGCGAGCCGCUCGAAUCGUCGUUUGA